AUGCUCCGGCGUAUCGGCGAGAGCUCCUCGCGCGUCCUCCGAGCGUCCUCAGCCUCGACGCAAGCACAGGGGCGUGUGCAUGUCCGCCGCUAUGCAGCCACGCCCGUCACAGGCAUGCCAGGCCUCUCAUCGCCGCCGACGGCAGCGCCUUCCCCCUCCAGGCCUGCGGCCUCGACAUCGCCGCGGAGGAGACCCACCGUGCCGUCCCCCGCCGCCAAACGCAGUAUCGAAUCGUCGGACAUCAUGUCGAAACCAGACGACGCCCGGCGGUUAAACGCGGCGAUGGUGUUGGCAAUGUCACCUGCCGGAGGUGGCCAGCCGAACGCGGUUCAUCUCCUGGCAGCGGUCAAGCCCAUGAUCAUGGAGAAGAGGCACCACCGCCUGCUCGAAAGGUCGUUACAGUCUAUCAACUCGACCCUCGCGUCCUACUAUGCCCAAAACGCUGUCCCCGACGACGACCUCCCUGCUCUCCAGUCUCUCUUCGCCUUGGCGACCAUUGACUACCAGUCCCUCUUAGCUCAGCGCGAGACCCACAAGGAGAGCACCUCCAUGAUCACGGCACGAUACGCAAACUGGCUCGUUGCCGAGGCAAAGCGUGCUGAUCCAGGACGCCUCGCGCGCAUCCAGGAAACAUUUCAUGCCCAGGUGGAGACGAUGGGCGCGCGUCUGCUGCCGCUACCCUUCGCGGCUGCGUGGACUGUCAUGAUCCAUCGCCUGGACCUGGCCGAGAUUCCCGAGCUCAACGUCGACCUCCCAUCGCUCGACCACAUAGUCAACUACAUCUCAAAAAGGAAGUGGGUCGCCGACACAGACAUGGAGGGUAUUGCAGCCGCUGCCCACCGUUUGUGUGACGCCGGCGAUUUCGCCCGUCUACCAAGCAAGAGCAAGCUUCUGGAACGACGCCUCAACAUCCUGCGCGAGCGUGGGCGCGUGAGUGCUAUUCACGACAUGUGGAAGCGCUUCCGUGGCGAGCUUCACCGCGGUACACAUCCCCUGGUCACCAACGAGGAGCGUCGAAUUGGUGCGCUUGGCAGCUUUCUGUUCAUCUCGCGCCACAACACGAUCCAGCUUAACAGUACCGACUUUCAGUUGAUGCAGGAAGUCGAGGCCGAGGCGGGCAAGAUGCUUCCUAGCCCACUGCCCCUGACAAUCUUCCAUCGCCUGUUGGACACAGUCGCGGCCGAAGACGACACCAAGCCGCGCGACAAGCACGCCAUCCUACCUGCUGCCCAGAAGAUUUGGGAGGACGGCAAGAAGGACGGUAUCAAGUUCACUGCCCUCACGUACCGCAAGUACCUCGCUGUACUGGGCAGGUACCAUGACUCAAAGGCCCUCUUUGCGGUGUGGGAUGAGAUUGUCAUGGACAAGGAGUGUAGAUUGCACGAGGCGAUCCGGAGGAGUGAAGGCUUGAAGCCAGAGGCGGAACCAGUGGGUCCCGCGAAUCAAGGCACAGCGCAAGAGGCGGCGGACAAGACAAACAAGAAAAAGGUCGACCCGCUCUCCAUUCCGUGGCCACCGACCUUCAUCCUGAACGAGACCAUGUCUCUGGCGUUCAACAUGGGCGGGCCAUCAGCCGACAUGGCCAUGGCACUGUACCACACCGCAAUGGACCCCAAGUCCUCUCUGGCUGCCGAUAUUUUCACCGUCAACGUUGCCCUGCGCUUUGCCGCGCAUCUCGCCGACCUCAAGAUGAUGAACGCGAUUCUGGGUGACGCUGCCAAGCUUGGAGAAGAGCCCGACAUUGUCACCUACACGACAAUGGUGCAGGGCAUGCUUCGUGCCGACCGAAACGACCUCGCACGCAAGACGCUCGACGCUAUGCGUGGACGCGGGUUUGAGAUCAACGACCGCUUGGGGGCCACCAUCAUCUCCGACCUGGUCAAGGACGGCACGGCCGACAACCUGCGCCGCGCCGAGGACGUGGCGCGCGACAUGCGUACGCGCGGCGUGAAAAUGACCGUGCCAGCGUGGACGGCACUCAUCUCCGGCUACUUCCGUGGUGGAUGGGUGCUGGAUGGGUGGAGGGCCAUUGAGCGAAUGUACCAGUCUGGCCAAAGGCUCAACAUCGUGGGCUACAACAUUGUCCUGGGACACACGUUGACCGACUCGUGGCGUAAAGCGCAGGAUGGGGAUGUCCAGUUGUCACCUGCAAUCCGCAUCUUCCGCCGUAUGCUGCAAGAGAGCGUCACGCCGACGGCCGACACGUACUCGAUGAUGCUGGGCUCGCUCCUCACGCAAGGGCGUAUCCGGGAGGUUGCUGAAGUGCUGGCGGACGUGGACAAGCGCGGCUUCCGCACAUACCGGAGUAGCCUGCAGAACGUCAUUCGCAAAGCGAGGCAAGCUGUGCGUGACAGUGGUAUCCAGAUGCCUCGCAGCAGGACACGAUAG
Molecule: messenger RNA, 2388 nt
Organism: Apiotrichum porosum
Lineage: Eukaryota; Fungi; Basidiomycota; Tremellomycetes; Trichosporonales; Trichosporonaceae
Exons: 3
Coding region: 1-2388 (795 amino acids)
Molecular function (GO): protein binding
Source: RefSeq, a predicted model, not a curated record